This is a messenger RNA of Jaculus jaculus (lesser Egyptian jerboa), 2739 nucleotides long. RefSeq names its product cytochrome c oxidase assembly protein COX15 homolog (gene Cox15). The transcript has 9 exons. The record is from RefSeq and is a predicted model, not a curated record. Gene Ontology annotation, biological process: heme A biosynthetic process. NCBI's taxonomy places the organism in Eukaryota, Metazoa, Chordata, Mammalia, Rodentia, Dipodidae. Gene Ontology annotation, molecular function: oxidoreductase activity, acting on NAD(P)H, heme protein as acceptor. Gene Ontology annotation, cellular component: mitochondrial inner membrane. Bases 117 to 1358 code for a protein of 413 amino acids.
UCCCGCGGAGGAGGCCCUUGCGCGGCCUGACUCGGAAGUGCUUCUGCCCUCAGGAGCCGAGGAAGCUGUCAGCAGCUCGGUGCGAUUUUCCCGCGGCGGCGGUGCACCGUGUCGGUAUGCGACGGUUGCUCCUUCCGCCCUUGAAGGCCUUGGUAGGGAGCCGGUGUGCAGGAUUCCUGGUUCCCAGGGCGGCGCCCAGAGCACAGUGUGGUUGCAGCUAUGUUGGCAGGCGGCCUCUGAGGUCAGGGCAAUACAGCACCAUCACGGACAUGGCAUUGCAGUCUGGUAGAGGUACAGUGUCCCUUCCUUCAAAGGCAGCUGAGCGGGCAGUGGGCCAAUGGCUGCUGGUGUGCAGUGGAACAGUAGCUGGAGCCGUAAUUCUUGGAGGAGUUACCAGGUUGACAGAGUCUGGCCUCUCGAUGGUAGAUUGGCAUUUAAUAAGGGAGAUGAAACCACCCACAAGCCAAGAGGAAUGGGAAGCAGAAUUCCAAAAAUACCAGCAGUUUCCAGAAUUUAAAAUCUUGAAUCAUGAUAUGACACUGGCAGAAUUCAAGUUCAUCUGGUACAUGGAAUAUUCACACCGAAUGUGGGGUCGCAUUGUAGGCCUUGCAUACAUCCUGCCCGGUGCCUACUUCUGGAGAAAGGGUUGGCUCAGCCGUGGCAUGAAAGGACGUGUUCUUGCCCUCUGUGGCUUAGUCUGUUUCCAGGGUCUCUUAGGGUGGUAUAUGGUUAAGAGUGGAUUAGAAGAAAAACCAGAGUCCUAUGACAUCCCUCGGGUCAGUCAGUAUCGCCUCGCUGCCCAUCUGGGAUCAGCUCUUGUUCUUUAUUGUGCCAGCCUGUGGACCUCACUCUCACUGCUGCUCCCUCAGCACAAGUUGCCUGAGACACGCCAACUCCUGUGGUUAAGACGAUUUGCUGGUGGAACGGCAGGUCUAGUGUUCAUCACAGCUCUCUCAGGAGCUUUUGUGGCAGGGCUGGAUGCUGGGCUUGUUUACAACUCCUUCCCCAAAAUGGGAGAAUCUUGGAUCCCAGAGGACCUCUUUACUUUUUCCCCCAUCUUGAAGAAUGUUUUUGAGAAUCCUACCAUGGUGCAGUUUGAUCACCGGAUUCUGGGAGUCACUUCCGUCACUGCCAUUACAGUGCUCUAUUUCCUCUCCCGAAGAAUCCCCCUUCCUCGAAGAACCAAGAUGGCAGCAGCUACCCUGCUGGCUUUGGCAUAUGCACAGGUGACCUUGGGCAUUAGCACUCUGCUUAUGUAUGUCCCAACUCCUCUGGCUGCCACACACCAAUCAGGCUCCUUGGCUCUGCUCAGUGGAGCCCUUUGGCUCAUGAAUGAACUCCGAAGAGUCCCAAAGUAAUUCUCAGAGGAUCACUUCUUAGGAUUGAAGCUGCUUUGGUAACUUAUCAGAGAGCACAAGAACUUGACAAGUGGUUUCCAAAUUGGUCAUGUUUUAAUUUUUGCCAGUCUUAAAGACUGUCACUGGAUCAAGGAUGUAAUUAACGUGUGUUUACACUAAAGGUCCCUUUUCUAGAAAAUGUCUGUCAGGUACUGCUUCUUAAUAAGUGGUUUCACUUUUCCAGCGUUACUAAGAGCUUGGGUUUCUGUGUCCUUGUGUUCCUGAGCCCUGCCCACUACAGUCAGGCUGCUGGGGACAGUGAAAUACUCCCAGGUGCCCAUUAGUUGUUAGUAGGCUGGCAGUGCUGGCCUGUGGCCAAGGUCCAAGGAUGUCAGAUUUCCUGGUUUUUAAGGAGGUCCAACAGAUUUUCAAAUGAAUGUUCCUAAUUAAAUGUUGGCAACUCAUUUCAAGUUUUUAAAACUGUUAUAUAGACUUAACUCAUCUGAAAGCUAUACACGGCCUUAGGCUGUACAUUUAUAAUUUCUGAACUGAUGAUGAGUUUCAACUCCAGUAUUUCAUGAGUUUGAGUGUACCCUAAAGUGUCCCAUUCUUGGGUGUUCUUAGCAAAACAAAGAUGUGCCUGGGAUUUUCAGAAAACCAGUCCCUCUGGUCCUAUGUUGUCCUUGAUUUUUCAAAAAAUCCCCAUACUUUCUGUGGGCUUGUGAUGCGAUUGUAUUCACAUUUGACUCAAAAACCUUAAAACCAAAGCUUCACCUCUGGUACUAGUAGGCUACUUUUCAAGCUUCCCCGGUGACACCAUAGCACAAGCCUGGGGACAACUAGCCUAGGCCCUCCUAGCCUCUUUACCUUAAAAAGUUCUGACCAGCUUGUUCCUGCUCCUUCCAAAUUUCCACUGUACCCUCCAUAUCUCCUUCCUAUUUAUAUGUUAAGAGGAUUUUAUUUUCUCUAGAUGGCACAAUUCUUUAAAGAAAGGGAACUGUAGUCAAGGGGAAGGUUCCCUACACCACUGUCUCCUGACCCACCAUGUUUUAUGUACAAACAGCAGAGGGCAGUAUGAUACAACUCAAAAAAAACUGUAUGCAGUUCACUCUUAAGAAAUUGGCAACUCAUGAAUUAAUUCAAUUCAAGUUUCAGAUGUUUUACUUCAUUUUUAUUUAAUUACAGUUGAUGAGUAAGUUUGGAAAACCAUAUGUGGUAUUUAGCUAUAUAACUGUGUUAUAAAACUUAUGAGCCAAUGAACACAAAUCUUCACAAUUAUUUUUUUGUGUUAUUUUCAAUACUAGACACUUCCCAAAUACUGAAGGAAAGCAUGGGUUAAUGUAAAAUGGACAAGUACUGAUUGAUACUACAAAAAAUCUCAUAAAGAAUUAAUUUCUAUUAA